AUGAGCUGUCUUCCUGUCGAUUGCCCAAGCUCUCCCUUCACCGGGCUCAAGGGCGAAGGUGGUCACUUGGAGCAGCAUGAUAUCUGCGUUCGGCACACCUCCUUGUUACUUCAACGGACGCGAAGAAGGCAUCUCUGA
This is a messenger RNA of Ramularia collo-cygni, 138 nucleotides long. RefSeq lists its product as uncharacterized. NCBI's taxonomy places the organism in Eukaryota, Fungi, Ascomycota, Dothideomycetes, Mycosphaerellales, Mycosphaerellaceae. The transcript has a single exon. The record is from RefSeq and is a predicted model, not a curated record. Bases 1 to 138 code for a protein of 45 amino acids.